CUCUUCCUUUCUCUCUUUCCCGCCUCCCGCUACCAGCUCGCGCUUUCUCGACUCCGGUCUGGCCUCCCCGCGGCGCCCCGCGCCCGCUCCCCUCCCCCGCUCCAGCCCUUUGUUUCCCGGCGGAGUAUUUCCUGGGUUGCCGAGCGUCUCUGUCUCCGCAUCUCUCCUCGCUCCGCCUCCUCCCAGCCUGGAUCCGCCCGCCUGCGGUCUCUCCACCCCUUCCUCCCCGCUGCCCCUCAGGCCCAGAGGGGCUGGGGGACCCCCCUUCUACCCGGCCCCGGUCGGCUACCCUCUCCCGGCCGGGCUUCGGGCUCCCCGGGAGGCCGGCGCCCCCGCCGCCGCCCCCGCCAGGUCCCGGGGAGGGGGGCCAGGUGGGCGGGCACUAUUGUUUUAGGAGCCGGCGCCGGAUUCCACGGCGGCGCUCGGGGUGGCACCGGCAGGGUUUGGGGGGUGGGGUGGGGGGAGCGGCGAUUCGAGCUCCGAGCAGCUGGUCUUCGCGGCUCGCUCCCUCCUUCGCGCUCGCUCGCUCGCUCGCUCCGCGCUGCCGUCCGCAGGGCUGCGGGGCUCAGAGGCAUCUCCCGGGCGCGGCCCGCGGUCCUCGCCCCUGCCUCGGGGCUGCUCCCGCCCCCGGCGCCGCCCGCUUUCCCCCACCCGGACUCCCCCAUGUAUGACGACUCCUACGUGCCCGGGUUUGAGGACUCGGAGGCGGGUUCAGCCGACUCCUAUACCAGCCGCCCAUCUCUGGACUCAGACGUGUCCCUGGAGGAGGACCGGGAGAGUGCCCGGCGGGAAGUGGAGAGUCAGGCCCAGCAGCAGCUGGAGAGAGCCAAGCACAAACCUGUGGCAUUUGCUGUGAGGACCAAUGUCAGCUACUGUGGUGUACUGGACGAGGAGUGCCCAGUCCAGGGCUCUGGAGUCAACUUUGAGGCCAAAGAUUUUCUGCACAUUAAAGAGAAGUACAGCAAUGACUGGUGGAUCGGUCGGCUAGUGAAAGAGGGCGGGGACAUCGCCUUCAUCCCCAGCCCCCAGCGCCUGGAGAGCAUCCGGCUCAAGCAGGAGCAGAAGGCCAGGAGAUCCGGAAACCCUUCCAGCCUGAGUGACAUUGGCAACCGACGCUCCCCUCCUCCAUCUCUAGCCAAGCAGAAGCAAAAACAGGCAGAACAUGUUCCCCCAUACGAUGUGGUGCCCUCCAUGCGGCCUGUGGUGCUGGUGGGACCCUCUCUGAAAGGUUAUGAGGUCACAGACAUGAUGCAGAAGGCUCUCUUUGACUUCCUCAAACAUAGGUUUGAUGGCAGGAUCUCCAUCACCCGAGUCACAGCUGACCUCUCGCUGGCAAAGCGCUCUGUGCUCAACAAUCCUGGCAAGAGGACCAUCAUUGAGCGAUCAUCCGCCCGCUCCAGCAUCGCUGAAGUACAGAGUGAGAUUGAGCGCAUUUUUGAGCUGGCCAAAUCCCUGCAGCUGGUAGUAUUGGAUGCUGACACCAUCAACCACCCAGCACAGCUGGCCAAGACCUCACUGGCCCCCAUCAUUGUGUUUGUCAAAGUAUCCUCACCAAAGGUACUCCAGCGUCUCAUCCGCUCCCGAGGGAAGUCACAGAUGAAGCACCUGACUGUGCAGAUGAUGGCAUAUGAUAAGCUGGUUCAGUGCCCACCAGAGUCCUUUGAUGUGAUUUUGGAUGAGAACCAGCUGGAGGAUGCCUGUGAGCACCUGGCUGAGUACCUGGAAGUUUACUGGCGUGCCACCCACCACCCAACCCCCAGUCCUGGACUUCUGGGUCCUCCCAGUGCCAUCCCUGGACUUCAGAACCAGCAGCUGCUGGGGGAGCGUGGCGAGGAACACUCACCCCUCGAGCGGGACAGCUUGAUGCCCUCAGAUGAGGCCAGCGAGAGCUCCCGCCAAGCCUGGACAGGAUCCUCGCAGCGUAGCUCCCGCCACCUGGAGGAGGACUAUGCAGACGCCUACCAGGACCUGUACCAGCCUCACCGCCAACACACCUCUGGGCUGCCUAGUGCUAACGGGCAUGACCCCCAAGACCGGCUCCUCGCCCAGGACUCGGAGAACAACCACAAUGAGCGGAACUGGCAGCGCAACCGGCCCUGGCCCAAGGAUAGCUACUGACCGCCUCCUGCUGUCCUGCCCUGGCAGGCACAGGCACAGCUGGCUGGGGCACCCACUCCAGGCAGGUUGGCAUUAGACUGGCACUAGGCUCAGCCCCUCACAACCCCCUGCCCAGCUCCAGGGCUGCCUGUGAUCCUAAGGUUCUUGGAAAUGCAGGGUCCCCCUUACCUCCUGGGCAGUGACCCCCCUAAGCUCCCAUUCCAGGUACUAGCUGUGUGUGCUGCACCCCUGGCACCUUCCUCUCCUCCUGCACAAGAAGCUGCCCCACUGGGCAGUGCCCUCAGGCCAGGAUCCCCUUAGCAGGGACCUUCCCACCAGACUCAGGGAAGGGAUGCCCCCUCAAAGUGACAAGAGGUUGGGGUGUGGGCAACAUGACAUGAGGAAGAAACAAGGCUCCGGAGCAGACACAAGUCCUAACAGUCAGAGGAUUCAGGCUUUGUGCUUUGGGGUCUGAGGACCUCCACUCACCUCACUGCCACUCGAGAAGAGAGACAAUCAGAGCCCAACAGGGUGGCACUCCCACCCAUCAGCUGGGGAGGCAUCUACGUACAAGGCUGGGGUAGCAGGCUGGCUGGGCUGGGGCCAAAGGCCUUACAGCUGAGGGUCUGGAAUGGGAGGGUCUCCUCACCCUGCCAGGAAUCUUCCUAACAUCUGACGGCACCAGGGACAGGAGCUGACCCGAGUUGAGGGUUUGGGAAGGGAGCGCAUGUGUAGCAGAGACCGUAUGGAACAGCUUUGGGGGCCUCCUUGCCCCCCUCAUCCUUUUGCUCUUGCAUCCUGUCAUUUCUGUUCUUGGCCCUCGUGCCUCCUGGGGCAUAUGGGCCCCAACCUUUAUUCCCUCAUUCAUAGCUGCUGCUUGUUAUGUUCCGGUUAGGUGGAGAGAGACACAGUGGACGGCCCUCAGAGGCCCUGUCUACCCGGCUACCCUUGCCUUAUGGCUCUAGUGUGUGACCUACAGAGCAUGCUCCACAAGACCCUGACCCACCUCACUGUCAUCACUAAUAAACACCAUGCACAG
Molecule: messenger RNA, 3136 nt
Organism: Eptesicus fuscus (big brown bat)
Lineage: Eukaryota; Metazoa; Chordata; Mammalia; Chiroptera; Vespertilionidae
Gene: CACNB3
Product: calcium voltage-gated channel auxiliary subunit beta 3
Exons: 13
Coding region: 664-2118 (484 amino acids)
Biological process (GO): calcium ion transmembrane transport; neuromuscular junction development; regulation of voltage-gated calcium channel activity
Cellular component (GO): voltage-gated calcium channel complex
Molecular function (GO): protein binding; high voltage-gated calcium channel activity
Source: RefSeq, a predicted model, not a curated record